AUGGAGAACCAAAGCGGAAGCGGAAGCGGAAGCGCCGUGAUGAAGCUCCUGCUCGAGCAGAAUAAGGUGGCAAAUCAAAUCACCAAGAGAAUAGUGGACGCCGCUAUGAAGAGCCGGGGAAACGCGAAGGCUGUGAUGGGGCUUCUACUCGAAGAAAAGAGAGUGAAUUUUCAAUUCAUUGAUGAGGCGCUCAAGGAGUAUACCCGGGAGAACCAGUAUCCGAAACGAAUCUCUCCCAGGAUGACAAACGGAGGGAUGAAAUCGAAGUCGCCAAACAGCUUCUUUAUGCUGCUACGGUAG
Messenger RNA from Penicillium argentinense, 300 nucleotides. RefSeq lists its product as uncharacterized. Bases 1 to 300 code for a protein of 99 amino acids. The record is from RefSeq and is a predicted model, not a curated record. The transcript has a single exon. Lineage: Eukaryota; Fungi; Ascomycota; Eurotiomycetes; Eurotiales; Aspergillaceae.